Messenger RNA from Rhincodon typus (whale shark), 2635 nucleotides. RefSeq names its product galactocerebrosidase-like. Gene Ontology annotation, cellular component: lysosome. The coding region runs from base 35 to 2074 and encodes 679 amino acids. Gene Ontology annotation, biological process: galactosylceramide catabolic process. NCBI's taxonomy places the organism in Eukaryota, Metazoa, Chordata, Chondrichthyes, Orectolobiformes, Rhincodontidae. The transcript has 17 exons. Gene Ontology annotation, molecular function: galactosylceramidase activity. The record is from RefSeq and is a predicted model, not a curated record.
CGACUGUGAUCAAGUGACCGGUAGUGUUGUUGCCAUGGAUGCGGCGGAGCGGGUCGGUCGAGUUCGGCGGCAACGGGGCCAGGGGCUUCCUUCCCUCCCCUGGGCCUGGGCCUGGCUCACUCUCACUGCCCGCAUCGGAGCCGCCGUCUACGUCCUGGACGACAAAGGAGGCCUGGGCCCGCAGUUUGACGGCAUUGGCGGCCUGAGCGGUGGCGGGGCAACUUCCCGGCUUCUUGUGAAUUACCCAGAGCCGUAUCGCAGCCAAAUCUUGGACUAUUUAUUCAAGCCAAACUUUGGUGCUUCCCUUCAUAUCUUGAAAGUGGAGCUUGGUGGUGAUGCCCAAACAACAGAUGGGACUGAACCAUCUCAUAUGCACUAUGAAAAUGAUGAAAAUUACUUCAGAGGAUAUGAGUGGUGGCUGAUGAAAGAAGCUAAGAAGAGGAAUCCUAAUAUUAAAUUAAUAGGGCUACCUUGGGCCUUUCCUGGUUGGAUUGGCUGUGGAAACGACUGGCCUUAUACCUGCCCAGACAAAACGGCCUAUUAUGUUGCCUCAUGGAUUCAUGGUGCUAAAUUGUAUCAUAAUCUGGAUAUUGAUUAUGUUGGGAUUUGGAAUGAGAGAGCAUUUGACACAAAGUACAUCGAGCUGCUGAGAUACACCAUGGACAAAAUGGGUCUAGAGCAGGUGAAAAUCAUAGCCAGCGAUAAUCUUUGGGAUCCAAUAUCUUGGUCUGUGCUUCAAGAUACUGAACUAUAUGAUGUGGUCGACAUUAUUGGAGCCCAUUAUCCUGGAACAUUUUCAAGCAGUAAUGCCAGGAAGACAGGGAAGAAACUAUGGUCAUCUGAAGACUACAGUACUGUGAAUGAUAAUGUUGGAGGAGGUUGCUGGGCUCGUAUACUUAACCAGAAUUUUGUCAAUGGCAAUAUGACUUCUACAAUCGCAUGGAACUUAGUGGCAAGUUAUUAUAAAGAUUUACCAUUUGGCCAGGAUGGACUGAUGACUGCAGAUGAACCGUGGAGUGGGCAUUAUGACGUGCAGUCACCCCUUUGGAUUACAGCACACACCACACAGUUCACUCAGCCAGGAUGGCACUACCUGAAGACUGUUGGUCACUUGCAGAAGGGUGGCAGUUAUGUGGCCCUUACUGAUGGGAAGGGAAAUAUCACCAUUAUCAUAGAAACAAUGACCCAUGAUCAUUCAAUAUGUAUCAGGCCACCACUACCACCUUACGAUGUCUGUCGGCAAAAUGUGACUUUUAAAUUACAAGGAUCAUUUAAAAAUAUUAAAGCUUUGAAAGUUUGGCAUUCAAAAUUUGACUUUGUCAAGAAUUCAUCUACAUUUUUUAACCAGAUGUCUGAAAUCAAGCCCGUCAAUGGAUCAUUUUCACUGCAAUUGGAGUUGGAUGAAAUGUACACUAUAAGCACCGUCAAUACAGGAAAUCGAGGCAGCUUUCCUGAGCCACCAGCCUCUACAUCAUUUCCCAAAGUAUAUAAGGACAACUUUAAUGUUGAGAGUCCACCAUUCAGUGAAGCACCUAAUUUUGCUGACCAGACUGGAGUGUUUGAGUACUUCAUAAACUAUCAAGAUCCUGGUGACCAUGUGUUCACCCUACGCCAGGUCAUAACUCAGCGACCUAUAACUUGGGGAAAUGAUGCUGACCAAACAAUUAGUGUUAUUGGUGACUACAAAUGGAGAAACCUGAAUAUAACUUGUGAUGUACUCAUUGAGACUGCCAACACUGGAGGUGUAUUUAUUGCUGGAAGGGUAAACAAAGGAGGUCAGGUUGUUCGACAUGCUGCAGGCUUAUUCUACUGGAUCUUUGCUGAUGGGAAGUACAAAGUUACAAAUGACCUCCCUGGUAAAACUGUGUUAGCUUCGGGCCAGUCAGGUACACGUGCAGGAAAAUGGCAUACCCUCACUCUUAUCAUUCAGGACAAUUUAACAUUCGGACUGUUGAAUGGCUAUCCACUAUGGAAGAAUGUUCAUGUACUUCAACCGCAGAAUGGUUGGGCAGCUAUUGGAACACAUUCCUUUGAACUGGCUCAGUUUGAUAAUUUUCACGUUGAGGCUAGUUAACCACCUGUGAAUCAUCUCUGCAAAUCUUAAAGUUUGUGUUAAUAUAGUUAUUUGCUGCAUUUGUAACCUUGAUGUGUCUUGAUGAAUAAUGUGCUAUUCUACAAUUAAAUAUGGAAGAGAGUAAACUAAAUUUAACAAGAUGUAUGAGUAUUUAAUUAAACCCCACUGUCUUUUAAACAUUCAGAAUUAAAAACGUUAAUAUCAAUAGUGUACCCAAUACUGAUAAAUUAUGCAGAGCAAGUGCUAUUGUAACUAAUAGAAUUCAACUUGAAACUGUACAUUUCAACCAAAAGUGGUUAUAUAUGUAAUGCAAAUAUCUGCUAAAGUGUAUAUUGAGAUUGAACUUCUUCAAAAUGAAUGGAUGGUUAAGGUUCUUGAUGGUAUUGCCUAGCUACUUGCAUCCAGUUUGCAGGUGAAAUUGAUAAGUCACUUUUAAAUCAGGCCGUCUCCUGGAUUUCCAAAUUUGUUUUUCUAAUGCAAACUUUGCCAACUAAAGCUCAACAUUGAAGUCACACGUUUAAAACUGUUUGUCCUUCAACCAAUAAAAAUACCAUAAUCUAA